Messenger RNA from Ylistrum balloti, 2024 nucleotides. Its product is annotated as pyruvate dehydrogenase [acetyl-transferring]-phosphatase 1, mitochondrial-like. NCBI's taxonomy places the organism in Eukaryota, Metazoa, Mollusca, Bivalvia, Pectinida, Pectinidae. Bases 62 to 1537 code for a protein of 491 amino acids. The record is from RefSeq and is a predicted model, not a curated record. Gene Ontology annotation, molecular function: protein serine/threonine phosphatase activity; cation binding. The transcript has a single exon. Gene Ontology annotation, biological process: protein dephosphorylation.
GUAGUGAUUACGCUCUUUUAACUGUUUAUGAAGGAUUGUUUGCGAACACUGACAUACAGUUAUGUCUGUAAGAUUCGCCAAACUUUUCCAUACGCAGCCGACAUGUAGACAAUCAUCAUUGAUGACCUUCAGUAAGUUCACCAUGCCACACUGUAGGAGAUUGGGACAGAUUUUUGUAAGAUCGUUCUACUCAAGUGCAAGUUAUUUCAUACCUAACGCUUCUCCUAAACUGUCACCUCAACAGGUUAACGCAUACAUUAGAUUGAAUGAGCAGUCAAUUAUCGGGGAAGGUGCAGUAAAAAGCUUUGACUGCAACCGCCUUCCAGCUAAUAAUCCAAUAGAAGACCGUGAUGCUUCAGCUAAACUAAAGAAUUCAAAGACGGGUCAAUACUUAUUUGGCGUAUUUGAUGGUCAUGGAGGAGACUUUUGCUCUCAGGCUGUUUGUGAACGCCUGUAUAAUUAUAUUUCCGUGACAAUGUCUCCACCAGAAGUAUUGGAUGUGGUUAGGAAAGCCAAUUAUGACAUUAAUACCCUUGUGGAUUGGUUGCAUGGACCACAAAGGAUAUUCACUGACGUCAUGGAUAGUGUUUACAAGGCAAAACUGGCAAAACUAGCUUCAGAAAUUCUUUCUCUCUCAGAAGAAACGACUAUAAAGGAAAACCUUAUUAGUGCAUUUAAUUCUCUUGACCAUGACUUGAUGAGUGAAGCUGCACCUACAACUCUUAAUAGAGAAUUACAAUUUAAUUCUAUGCACAUGGCAUUUCAAGGGUCAUGUGCAUGUGUUGCAAUGUUAGAUGACACAGACUUGUACAUUGCCAAUACAGGAGAUUGUAGAGCAGUUCUAGGAGUGCAGGAUGAAGAUGGGUGGAAUGCUCUACCAUUGUCUCAGAUGCAUGAUGCUGCUAAUCCAUCAGAAAUUAGGAGGCUUUUGCAGGUUCAUCCAAAUGAAAGGGCUAAUAUGAUUCAGCAAGGAAGACUUUUUGGAAUAUUAGCUCCUCUUCGAGCAUUUGGAGAUGCCCAGUUCAAGUGGUCUGCAAGAGAUUUGAAACAUGUUGAAAAGACAAGUGCCUAUGAUAUUCCUAUCUAUGGUAAAACACUGAUUCCCAGAGGCUACCAAACGCCUCCUUAUGUUACUGCUGAGCCUGAAGUGAUCCAUCAUACACUCACACCUAAGGAUAAGUUUCUCAUUAUAGCCUCAGAUGGGCUUUGGGAACAAAUGCCAGCAGAAAAGGUAGUUCAAUUAGUUGGCGGUCACAAUGUAGGUCACCAAGUACCUGUGAACUUUCAACCUUCUCCAAAUAUGACUUUAAAAGACAUAAAUGAAGCACUCAAAAAGAGACAAGAUGACUUGAAGCAGAAACCACAAGAUGACAAUGUGUGCUCCUAUCUUUUGCGACAUGCUCUUGGUCCAGAACAUCAAAGAAUCUCAGAAACCCUAUCUCUAGCCCCAGGUUAUGCCAGGUUUUACAGAGACGAUAUCUCCAUUAUUGUUGUUCAUUUUGAUAGUGAAUAUAUUAAAGAUAGAUAUGUCACAUGACAUUGAAAUUUUCUGAUUUUACAUGGCCUCUCUACAUAACGUAACAGAAAUGAAUGAAAUCUAAUUAUAGCAUGUGCAGUAACCAACUCUCUAGCUAUUCCAACUGAAAAAAGCUAACCCCAUUCAUCCAGAAUAACAAGUACGCAUAUCAGUUUUCAUGUUUUAAACAGUUAAAAUAAAUCUUUAAGUUUUACUAUGAAUUAUAUUGAUCCAAUAUUGUUGUGACCUCUACAUGUACGAAUAUUCCAUGAUCAUAUGUCUGUAUUUAAAGUGAUCCCUGUGGCGUUAUCUGUAUCAUAUACAUGUACCUAUACUGAGUCAAUAAACUGUAACUAGAUAACUAAAAUGUACUUGAUCUGAAGUUUAUAGAUCAGUUUCAAUUUCAGAAGUUGAAAUAUGUUAUGUAAAUGUGACAUUAUUACCAUUAUGUUGAUUCCUAGAUUGACAAUGUUGUCUAUAUCAGUCAAUAAAUUUGCCUAUAGUUUAA